Cervus elaphus (red deer) is the source of this 1359-nucleotide messenger RNA. It is a transcript of the gene TSSK4, whose product is annotated as testis specific serine kinase 4. Lineage: Eukaryota; Metazoa; Chordata; Mammalia; Artiodactyla; Cervidae. The record is from RefSeq and is a predicted model, not a curated record. The coding region runs from base 180 to 1028 and encodes 282 amino acids. Gene Ontology annotation, biological process: microtubule cytoskeleton organization; intracellular signal transduction; protein phosphorylation. Gene Ontology annotation, cellular component: cytoplasm. The transcript has 4 exons. Gene Ontology annotation, molecular function: ATP binding; protein serine/threonine kinase activity; tau-protein kinase activity.
CGUUCCUAGUGGAGAGCUGAGCCCAGCAUCCCAGACUUGUGUGACUACACAGGCAAGCUUUUGGAGACUUUUAACUUCACUUUGGUACCCUAGCCUACAGCAGCUUAAGGUGUUGGCUUUCUAGGCAGACAGGAGGCUUUUAAGUAGCAAAGCUCCCUGCACUCAGCAAGCCCAACACCAUGGGGAAGGGAGACGUGGAAGCACCAGCCACCUCAGCCUACCGCUCUGUCAUGGAGGAGUAUGGUUACGAAGUGGGCAAAGUCAUUGGCAAUGGCUCCUACGGGACAGUGUAUGAGGCUUACUACACAAAGCAGAAGGUCAUGGUGGCCGUCAAGAUCAUCUCGAAGAAGAAGGCCUCUGAGGACUAUCUUAACAAGUUCCUGCCCCGUGAGAUACAGGUGAUGAAGGUCCUGCGGCACAAGCAUCUCAUCAACUUCUAUCAGGCCAUCGAGACCACAUCCCGGGUCUACAUCAUCCUGGAGCUGGCUCAGGGUGGUGACGUUCUUGAGUGGAUCCAGCGCUACGGGGCCUGCUCUGAGCCCCUUGCUGGAAAGUGGUUCUCCCAGCUGACCCUGGGCAUCGCCUAUCUGCACAGCAAAGGCAUCGUGCACCGCCUUUCUGCUGCUGGUAGGGACUUAAAGUUGGAGAACCUGCUGCUGGACAAGCGGGAGAAUGUGAAGAUAUCGGACUUUGGCUUCGCCAAGAUGGUGCCUUCUAACCAGUCUGUGCGGAAUAGCCCUUCCUACCGCCAAGUGAACUGCUUUAGCCACCUCAGCCAGACCUACUGCGGCAGCUUUGCUUAUGCCUGCCCGGAGAUCUUGCUUGGCCUGCCCUACAACCCCUUCCUGUCUGACACCUGGAGCAUGGGCGUCAUCCUCUACACUCUAGUGGUCGCCCGUCUACCCUUUGAUGACACCAAUCUCAAGAAGCUGCUGAAAGAGACUCAGAAGGAGGUCACUUUUCCACCUAACUAUGCCAUCUCCCAGGAGUGCAAGGUCCGGCUGCUCAUUGCCUGUGUGGCACAGUAGGGGGCCAGCUCAGCCAAGACCUCUCUCUCCCCUGCCCUAGAACCUGAUCCUCCAGACGCUACGCCAAGCCAACAAGCGCGCCACCAUCCUGGACAUCAUCAAGGAUCCCUGGGUGCUGAAGUUCCAGCCUGAGCAACCCACCCAUGAGAUCAGGCUACUCGAGGCCAUGUGCCAGCCGCCCAGCACCGCUAAUCGUCACCAGUCCUUGGAAAUCAGUACCUGAAAGUGGCGGAGGGGGGAGGGGGGUUGAAAGAGGAGCAACGCAGGAGGGUCUGGGGAUAAAAACCUUUUAUACCAAAAAUAAACAAAUCUAAUUCUGUUUUAGUUUCAU